Aspergillus saccharolyticus JOP 1030-1 is the source of this 1434-nucleotide messenger RNA. Its product is annotated as OTU domain-containing protein. The transcript has 3 exons. The record is from RefSeq and is a predicted model, not a curated record. NCBI's taxonomy places the organism in Eukaryota, Fungi, Ascomycota, Eurotiomycetes, Eurotiales, Aspergillaceae. Gene Ontology annotation, biological process: protein deubiquitination. Gene Ontology annotation, molecular function: cysteine-type deubiquitinase activity. Bases 1 to 1434 code for a protein of 477 amino acids.
AUGGCGGACAUUCCGAACGGUGGCAGAAUUGUGCCUAUAAUCGCGGCUCCCCGUCAGCAUUACUCGAGUUCACCUGCCGAUGAGCCCGUGGACAAUCAACCUCUACCACAAUCCAAGACCUCUAAAUCGUCUAAAAGUGCGCGCAGUAGGAACGCCGAGGCCGAAUGCCUGGAGAUGCCGUGUCUCAACGAGCUAGGGCUCUAUGCUCUUCCUACCGAGGGCGACGGCAACUGUCUGUACUACGCUCUCUCCGAUCAACUAUACGGCGACUUUCUCCACGCUGACCAAAUCCGCGUUCGUCUCGCGGAUCACAUUUUGGCCAACAAGGACUACUUCAUGAGUUUCAUAGCUGCCUCCGGCGGAGAACGCAGGGCGCCACGCCGGGCAGCAGCUAGAGCAGCUAGGCAGACGUACUGUUCUUCGUCAUCCGCAAGUCCCGCGCCACCCUCAGCUUUGGACAAGGAGCGGAGCUUCGACAACAAGGUUGCUGAAUCAAGGAAAAAGGGCGUCUGGGGCGGUGCCGAAGAGAUUCAAGCAUUCUGUCAAUCUUUCAAAAGAGAUGUGGAUGUCUAUACGAUGUAUGGGAUUCAAAACUUCCGUGACGUUCAUGCGCCCAUCGAUGAGCACAGAGAGAAAGUGCACAUCGCGUUCCACGAUUUUCAUCAUUAUUCAUCGGUCCGUCAUACCAGUGGACCGCAUACAGGGCCACCUUCCAUAACACCCAUUGACAAGGAGCGUCAGAAAGAAGCUUCUUCUGCCAGCUCGACAGUGGUGGAUGUGGCCACUCCGUGGAAGAUCUCGGCUAUUCAAGAGGGUCUUGGAGGUAAAUAUGAUCGCGAGACCAUUGUGGGCAUGCUGCAACAGUGUCGUGGUAAUAUAGACAGGGCCUUCAUCAAUCUGCUCGGAGAAGACGCCAAUCAUAGCGAAGCAGAUGCGCCCACCUCAAAGGCGAUCAUGAAAUCGCGCCUCCAACCUUCAUCACGGUCUUCAUCCCCGUUCAGUACGGGCAGUAAGCGCUCUGCUGAUGAAUCAGAGGCUGAAGAGAAUCCUCAGCCUGCUGUUCGGCGCACGCGGGCUCGAGAAACGAAACGACGGAUCCUCCCCGAUGUGACGGUCGGGAUUGCCUUUAGAGAUGAACAAAAUGAUCUGGUCUCAUUGCGGCUACGGGUCAGCCCUGAUACGGUCGCCCCCAAAAAGCAGUCCCCAGGCAGCACGCCCACCGAACAAACUGAAUCUAGCUCGGUCGAGUCAGCCACUGACGGCACUGAUCGUCCGAAAAAGGACCCAAAGCUCAAGAUCAAGUUCAGAGCAGCACCUCUCCCUCCUCCAGAAACCGCUAGUCGACCGCCGGCUGAGUCGAGUGAAGAGCCCAAGGCGGCGCCGCGACGAAGCCAGCGACUGUCAAGGAGCCGCAACGCUCCCAGGGCUGGUUAA